UUGCCGGCCCCUCACUCCUCCGGGACCUUCCCCCGGCGUGCGCGCACUUGAGACAGAGGCGGUGAAGAAAGAAGGGGUCCGUCAUGGUGAUCCGAUGGUGUGCAUUUGCAGCUGUGAUGAUGCAGCCCGGCAGCCCUUACCUACUCUCUUCCUCUCUCUCUCUCUCUUUUGGGGGAAUAAUCUGCUGCGCACGUCCAUUUGUGCUCUGCGCUGCACGUCUUCGGCUUCCCACCGGGCUGCAGGAAAAAGCAAAUGGGGACAGUUGCAUCCCGCGUGCGUGCCGCGCGCUCGAUCCUAAUGGUUCAAAUCCGCUCUCCACCGUCUAUCUCUCUCCGUACGGAUGCCAAUUAAUUACCAAGGGGACCGGACAGGGAAGAAUAUCAAAAACACACAGGCUCCAUACGUUCUCGAAGAAAUCAAGGAACUCACGCCCUCCUGGAGAUACGCACGUAGCUGUAGGACCCCCACACACAUGGCAGACACUUUUCGUAACUUUUGCUCGAAAUGGACGAACACCCUCUUUUUUUCUUGAUUCCUUAGAGAUGUCUCUGAUUCCCAAUGGUGCAAGACUCCGAGAUUUGCUACCGUCGUCUCUGCGGAGUAUACCGUACCGACGACCUACAUGGACGCGACUGCACGGGAAGACGGUUCAUAACGUUUUCUACAUUUGUCGGAACAUACAUGAUGUACUCCGUACCGUUCAAAGCUCAGGUGAGAUUGAGAUUGAGAAGAGGCCAGAGAGACACACAGCGUUUGUGGAACGUGAGAAUGGGGUGAGCGGAACGCAAAUAGCAAUACAACUGAGACUAGCUUGCUUCACAUCGUGCAGGAGCUGGGAUUUGCUGUGGUUGCAGAUUACUGUUCCUACAGCUGUUUUUGCUGUCGUUGCUGCUGCUGUUGGGUCGCCUGACGGUCCUUCUCGGCGGUGGUUCCAGAUCCUGCUGGUGGGUUCUGUGCAAUGCUACUCGUACCAUGGUAAUGUAACAGCAGGAUGUGGAGCCUUUUUCUAAGACUUGAGAGUAUGGAAUUAUGUAGUAAUGGACGAAUGUUUGAACAUCAUGUGGCGAGCUGUUUGAGGGUCAGACAUGGAGAGAGAUAAGGCGUCUGGCACGUGGUGUUCUUCAGGUUACACAAAUGAACUUGGCCGUUCGGCAGUUGUUGUUUGUUUACUUUAAUGUUUGGUGACGGGAUGAUCUAGGAAUGCUUGCAUGUAGAGCUGCACACG
Colletotrichum godetiae is the source of this 1225-nucleotide messenger RNA. RefSeq lists its product as uncharacterized. The transcript has a single exon. Lineage: Eukaryota; Fungi; Ascomycota; Sordariomycetes; Glomerellales; Glomerellaceae. Bases 84 to 1010 code for a protein of 308 amino acids. The record is from RefSeq and is a predicted model, not a curated record.